Messenger RNA from Cooperia oncophora, 228 nucleotides. The record is from the annotation of a GenBank genome assembly. Lineage: Eukaryota; Metazoa; Nematoda; Chromadorea; Rhabditida; Trichostrongylidae.
AUGCCUCCGCAAAACGCAUAUGCCACGGGACCCAGGCAAGUGGCAGAUCGCCUGAGAUUAGGCCAGACAGUUGAGCCCGAAGGCUUUGACAGCGUCACAGUGUUCUUCUCCGAUGUUGUCAAAUUUACACAACUGGCUGCUAAGUGCACUGCAUUCCAAAUUGUGAAUCUCCUAAACGAUCUGUAUAAUGGAUUUGACUCGAUCAUCGAAGAGCACUCCGUGUACAAG